AUGAAUUCCCAGCAGCAGAAGAAGCCCUGUGUCCUACCCCCUCAGCUUCAACAGCAGCAGGUGAAACAGCCUUGCCAGCCCCCACCUCAGGAACCAUGUGUCCCCAAAACUAAGGAGCCCUGCCACCCCAAGGUGCCUGAGCCCUGCCACCCCACGGUGCCCGAGCCCUGCCACCCCACGGUGCCUGAGCCCUGCCACCCCGUGGUGCCUGAGCCCUGCCCCUCAAAGGUCACUCCAGCACCAGCCCAGCAGAAGACCAAGCAGAAGUAA
This is a messenger RNA of Trichechus manatus latirostris (Florida manatee), 270 nucleotides long. RefSeq names its product cornifin-B. NCBI's taxonomy places the organism in Eukaryota, Metazoa, Chordata, Mammalia, Sirenia, Trichechidae. The coding region runs from base 1 to 270 and encodes 89 amino acids. The record is from RefSeq and is a predicted model, not a curated record. The transcript has 2 exons.